Dipodomys ordii (Ord's kangaroo rat) is the source of this 1017-nucleotide messenger RNA. It is a transcript of the gene H1-4, whose product is annotated as histone H1.4. Gene Ontology annotation, biological process: nucleosome assembly. Bases 57 to 716 code for a protein of 219 amino acids. Gene Ontology annotation, molecular function: structural constituent of chromatin; DNA binding. The transcript has a single exon. Lineage: Eukaryota; Metazoa; Chordata; Mammalia; Rodentia; Heteromyidae. The record is from RefSeq and is a predicted model, not a curated record. Gene Ontology annotation, cellular component: nucleosome.
UUCUGGCCAGUGCCUCUGCUUCCGGCUCGAGUUGCUCUCUACAAGCCCGCGUCAACAUGUCCGAGACUGCGCCUGCCGCCCCGGCUACUCCGGCCCCCGCCGAGAAGACGCCUGUGAAGAAGAAGGCCCGCAAGUCUGCAGGUUCUGCGAAGCGCAAGGCGUCCGGGCCCCCAGUGUCCGAGCUCAUCACCAAGGCAGUUGCUGCUUCCAAGGAGCGCAGCGGAGUGUCUUUGGCCGCGCUCAAGAAGGCACUGGCAGCUGCGGGCUAUGAUGUGGAGAAGAACAACAGCCGCAUCAAGCUGGGUCUCAAGAGCCUGGUGAGCAAGGGCACCCUGGUGCAGACCAAGGGCACCGGCGCUUCGGGCUCUUUCAAACUCAACAAAAAGGCGGCCUCCGGGGAAACCAAGCCUAGAGCGAAAAAGGCAGGUACGGCUAAGGCCAAGAAGACUGCCGGCGCUGCAAAGAAGCCCAAGAAGGCUACGGGGGCUGCCACCCCUAAGAAGAGCGCCAAGAAGACCCCAAAGAAGGCAAAGAAGCCAGCGGCAGCUGCAGGAGCUAAAAAGGCGAAAAGCCCGAAGAAGGCGAAAGCAGCUAAGCCGAAGAAGGCGCCCAAGAGCCCAGCCAAGGCGAAGGCUGUGAAGCCUAAGGCGGCCAAACCAAAGGCCGCUAAGCCCAAGGCAGCCAAGCCAAAGAAGGCGGCAGCCAAGAAGAAAUAAAGUUCCUUUGGCCAACUGCUUUGCACAACACAACCCAAAGGCUCUUUUCAGAGCCACCCACCGAUCUCAGCAAAAAGAGCUGUUGCACACUCAGUGGGUGUUGCUAGGGGUGGGGGGCGGGAUUAUCUGGGAGGCGCCGGCUUAGGGAUAUUACCCGGAAACGUUCAUUGAUGUUCAGUGUUCAGUAAACCCAGGAGUGCUCUAGGUAGCCAGUUCUGAAGGCUCGUACUUGUUAGCAGUUCGCACAUGCAAACUUUGAGCUCAAAGUAUGCAUAACGUAACCAAAUAAAUACUAUUAUGA